Messenger RNA from Salarias fasciatus (jewelled blenny), 1990 nucleotides. Its product is annotated as tensin-4-like. The coding region runs from base 70 to 1638 and encodes 522 amino acids. The record is from RefSeq and is a predicted model, not a curated record. NCBI's taxonomy places the organism in Eukaryota, Metazoa, Chordata, Actinopteri, Blenniiformes, Blenniidae. The transcript is spliced from 10 exons. Gene Ontology annotation, cellular component: focal adhesion. Gene Ontology annotation, molecular function: protein binding.
GGAGUGAAAGCAACGUUUCAGCAGCAGAAUCCUGAACAGAAGAAGAAGAAGAAGACAGUGAGUCCUAACAUGAGGCCAACAGCUAGAGGCAUGGCGCCGGUGAUACCCAGUCACGUCCUGCGGGUGGGCCAGACCAUCCGCAUCGACUCGGCACAGGAGGCGGUCAGCGAAAGUCUGAGUCUCUCGAAACCCAGCCGUCCCGGCGAUGCCCUGGAGAUUUCCCUGGAAAACCUCAACCAGCUCAUCCUGGAGCUGGAUCCCACGUUCGAACUCAUCCAGGGCAGCCGGAGUCCCUCGUGCAUCAGCCCGGCCUCAGACGCCUCCUUCCUGGAUGACGACCGGCCCGGCGGCGUGCUGGUUCCCCGGGGAUGCUCUCCACAGUAUGCGCCCUCGCCGGCGCGAGGCGUGUCUCCCAGCAUACCCAUCCCGGCCCAGGGCAGUCCGAGCCGCAGCCCGCAGGGGGCGCUGGUGUUCUCCGGCUCCCCGACGUGCUCGCUGCCCCCGCUGCCCUGCGGCAGCGCCCCCCGGAGGACGCCCUCCUCCAGGAACGACGGCUCCCAGGGGCCGCUGCGCCCGUCGCACUCCAACAGGAACAGCGCCGUGUCGCUGCUGUCCACGUCCACCUGCUCCGACACCAGCUACAUCCUCGGCAGCACCCUCUCUCUGACCGGAGACGACUCGGACUGUGUGGACUCCAUCAUCUCGGUGACGCCCGGUUCUUUCCCCGAAGAGUCCAGAAUGAGAUACAGCCCAGAAAAGCCCCCGCUGACCAGGCGAGGACCUCUGCAGGAACCCAACGGCAAAGCGCUGUCCGUCAGCCCCGCGUCCGUCUCCGGGUCCCAGACCGACAUUCCCGUCCUGCUCAUCAACGGCGCCCCGCAGCCGGAUCUGCCGGCGGGACCGGAGAUGGACUGGAUGCCCCCUUCACCCAGGACCGGCUGCUCGGGUUUCCGGCCGCAUUCCAGCUCCAGCCAGCCGUCCAUGAAGUUCGUCAUGGACACGUCCAAGUUCUGGUUCCGUCCACACAUCAGCCGAGCAGAAGCCGAGGCUCUGAUAAAGGACCGAGAGGCCGGAGCGUUCGUGGUGAGGGACAGCACCUCCUUCAGAGGCAGCUUCGGCCUGGUGAUGAAGGUGGAGCCGGAGUCCAGCUGUGAGCCAGCAGAGAGCGGCCCAGACUCCAUCAGACACUUCCUCAUCGAGUCGUCUCCGAAAGGCGUCCGUGUGAAGGGCUCGUCCCAGGAGCCGUACUUCGGAAGCCUCUCGGCUCUGGUCUACCAGCACACUGUCUCUGCCUACGCCCUGCCCUGCAGACUGCUGCUCCAGUCCCGAGAUCUGGGAUCAGCCGAGGACAAGGCCGGUCAGACGGCAGCGCCAGAGGACGGCAGCAAAACAGCCUGUAAUUUCGUCUACCUGAACGCCGUCCCCACCGAGACGCUGACGGGCCCCUGCGCCGUCCAGAGGGCGGUGUCCUCCACCCUGGACAAGGCCGCCGCCUGCCUGACUCCCACCAUCGUCAACCUGAAGGCGUCUCUGAAGGGAAUCACGCUGACAGACAUCAACAGGAAGCUGUUCUUCAGACGCCACUACCCCGCACAUCUGCUCAGCUACGCCGGCGAAGACCCCGACAAGCGCCUGUGAGUGGAGACGCUUCCGGAAAGUGCCUGUAAAGGCAGAGCUGUUGUGUUCGAAGUGCUUCUCUUCCUCGUUCAGCUUCAUGUGUUCAUCCAGUUUCACUUCAACACAGGAAAACUACUCGCUUGACUUUUCACUCAGCAAAAUAACGUAGUCUGUUUCAGGACAAAUGACGAAAACCAAUUAAAAAAAUGCAGCAUUUAGCUUGAAUGAUCUUACAGUCUAAGAUCCUAAAACAUCCUCGUGAAGACAAACUUCCACUCACUUUAUCAAAAUGUGAUGGAAUUUGUUAUGAGUGUCGUAGACAGAGCUUCAGCUUCAGUGUAAAAUCACACAGCGGGCACAGAUCAGUCUUUAC